Pygoscelis adeliae (Adelie penguin) is the source of this 600-nucleotide messenger RNA. It is a transcript of the gene COMMD1, whose product is annotated as copper metabolism (Murr1) domain containing 1. The record is from RefSeq and is a predicted model, not a curated record. The transcript is spliced from 3 exons. Gene Ontology annotation, biological process: negative regulation of sodium ion transmembrane transport; regulation of proteasomal ubiquitin-dependent protein catabolic process; positive regulation of protein ubiquitination. Gene Ontology annotation, cellular component: endosome. Lineage: Eukaryota; Metazoa; Chordata; Aves; Sphenisciformes; Spheniscidae. The coding region runs from base 119 to 568 and encodes 149 amino acids.
GAGAGCUCUUGGACUCUAAUAAACAGUGUUUGUGAGGCACAACCUACCAACUAGUUGAAAACCUCCACUGUCUCCAGAAACGUGGGAAAGUCUACUGGACUAAUAUCCAGGAGCAUCUAUGGGAACAGCUCAUUUAUUACAGGACUGGAUAUCUCAGCAGCCCUUGGGAGAAAGUCUGUCAAUUGCUUCAGCGGACAUGGAUUUGAAUCAGCUGGAGGCUUUUCUCACCGCCCAAACCAAAAAACAAGGUGGCAUCACAUCUGAUCAAGCUGCAGUCAUUGCAAAAUUUUGGAAGAACCACCGAAUAAAGAUCCAUGAGAGCCUGAUCAAUCAAAGCCGUUGGGAUAAUGUCUUGAAAAACAUGAACUGGCGAGUGGAUAUGAAGUCGCAGUCAAGACACAUCGAUCAGAUAAACACUCCUGUGGCAAUAGUUGAAAUGGAACUGGGAAAAAAUGGGCAGGAAUCGGAGUUUCUCUGUCUGGAGUUUGAUGAGGCCAAGGUGAGCCAGAUGCUGAAGAAACUCUCAGAAAUAGAGGAGAGUAUGACUUUGUUGACUCAGACCACUUAACCAAAUAAAGAGAUUGCAAUGCAGAAAACAAA